AUGAUGGCACAUGUGCUGGAAGGGAACACUUGUCCCUGGGUGUGUUUCAUUAUGCAGCUUCAGGCCAAUACAUGUUUGCUUGUGGCAAAGACUGCAGAGUGUGGAGCACAGUACAUCAGACUGGACCUUGAUGGAGAAGAGGACUUUAAUGAGACUAUGCUGACUGAGCCUCCAAGUAGGAUUGCUGGGGGAAGUGUGGUGUAUCCAGGGGAGUUUCCAUCAAUAGUGAGUUUGCAGACCAGGACACCAACAGGACAGUACCAACACACUUGUGGAGGCACUGUGAUUGAUGAAAGACAUGUCCUCACAGCUGCCCACUGUGUCAUGGGAAGAAUGGCAACAAGGAUCAGCAUAGUUUUCAAGGAACAUGACCUUUCAAGACCAGAGGCAGCUGCUGAAUACAGGGUGUUCCCCACCAAAAUCAUCACACAUUCCAAAUUUGACUUCAAGACAUUUGCCCAUGACAUUGCCCUCCUGAGGUUUGAUCCUCCUUUAAAGUUUCAUCAGGACCCAUUUGUGAGCCCUGUGUGCCUGCCUGGGCCAGCUACCAAGGGCAUUGCCAGGCCAGCUUUCACCUUUGCCCACAAGCCUGCAACUGUUGCUGGUUGGGGUAAAAUGUCUGAAGGUGGAGAGCUGUCAACAGUGUUGCAGAAAGUAACAGUACCAGUGCUGACCAACCAGGCUUGCAAGACACUCUUGAAUGGUCAUGUUAAUAUCCAAGAUGGCCACUUGUGUGCUGGUUGGUCCAGGGGUGGACAAAGUGCUUGUCAAGGAGAUAGUGGAGGUCCUCUCUUCUACCAUGAUCAAGAUGGCCACCUGUUGGUCAUAGGGAUUGUAUCAGCUGGGGUGGGGUGUGCCAGAGCACUUUCUCCAGGUGUCUACACCAGGGUUUCUGAGUAUCUUGACUGGAUCAGGGACAAUGUGGAAGCUGAGCAGUGAUGAAAUCUUGACCAAUUACAGAGUAUAUUUUUCUACCCACUACAUUCAACAGACAUGUCUUACCAUUUACACAUCACAGAAUGAAAAAAAAAAAAAA
Molecule: messenger RNA, 1036 nt
Organism: Notodromas monacha
Lineage: Eukaryota; Metazoa; Arthropoda; Ostracoda; Podocopida; Cyprididae
Source: the annotation of a GenBank genome assembly